CCUCUGACAAACCCGGAAGUGGCUGGUUUGUCUCCUGUCUGGCUGGAAACAAGUAAAGCAACUGCGAAACCCCGUAGCUUACAGUGCAUGAACAGACGAGCCAGGUGUGUACGUGUACCGAGGGUGUUUGCGGUGAUGUACUGUGGCUACCAGGACCGUGAGGAGUUUGAGGAUGAACUCUACCAAGAGGAAGAUGACGAGGAGGAGGAGGAGGGGUCAGAGGUCAACAGCGAGUUAGAGUUCCAGCUCUACAGCCAACUCCACUACUCCUCCAAUGCCGGGGAGAGGGAAGAGGAGGAGGAUGGAGGGGAGAAGGAGCAGGAGGGAAAGCGUCAAGACGGCCAGCGACUUCAGGUGGUCGAGACGAGCGGUGAGCGGAAAGACUCUGAGCCAAACAGGCUGCCGUCGCCUGGUGUGGGCAGGCCGGCGGAGCACCUGAAGGGACACGCAGAGGCGGAGCGCAAGAAGGAGAAACUGCAUGAUCAGAGGAAGAGGAAGGGUGCGCCGAAAGGUCAGAGGCCGUCAGCAUCUUUGUUUCAGGAGGUCAUUGUCAUUGACUCCGGCACAGAAGUCAUCUCCAUCUCUGACGACACGGACGACGGGGUGUGCGCCUUCAAGGGCCAGAAGUCGCGGCCUCUGCAGGCUUCCACGCCGGCCCAACAGGCAACUCGGCAGAGGAAGAGGAGCCCCAGUCUGGUUGAGGACUCUGUCAGCUCAGGAUCAGAAUCAGAAGAGUCUGAAUCCGAGUCUGAAUCUGAGUCCGACUCUGAUUCGGACGGUCUGGAAAGCUGGAUGAUCCUGGGUCGAGACAAUCAGGACGGAGACCAGAGCAUCUCACUCAACUUGGAGGGAGAAUCUGACAGCAGUUCAGAUGCUGAUGAAGAUGAAGAGCGCAAAUGGUUGGUGUCUAACAAGGACAAAGAGGCUCAGAUCUAUAACAAAGACAAGGGUGUACGAAUGCCGGUGAACCGAAUGUCCAACAGAUACUACACCGACAAAAAUGUCACCUGUAGGAACUGCAGUAAGACCGGACACCUCUCCAAGAACUGCCCCAAUCCCAAGAAAGUGGCGUGCUGCUUCCUGUGCGGCACCCCAGGCCAUCAGGUUGCUGAGUGUCCCAACAGGCACUGUGCCAACUGUGGUCUGCCUGGGCAUCUGUACGAGUCGUGCAGUGAGAGGGCUUACUGGCACAAGCAGUGCCAUCGCUGUGGCAUGACAGGACACUUCUUUGACGCUUGCCCAGAGAUCUGGAGGCAGUACCACAUCACGAUUAAAAGCGGUCCUCCUCAAAGGCAGGAAGGAGAGGACAUGGGUAGAACUCCCCCUUACUGCUACAACUGCUCCAGAAAAGGACACUUUGGCUAUGCGUGUACCCAGCGCAGGAUGUUCAACGGGACGUAUCCCACAACCCCUUUCAUCAACUGUUAUGACACUGUGGAGGAGAUCAGGCGCAGAGAGCACAGGAUCAAGCUGAAGGUUAAAGAAUUAAGGGAAAAUGGCCUUUUCCCCCCUGGAUCUCAGAUGCCUCUCACCCCAGGACCACCAAGGAAGAGACAGAAAAACAACCAUCACAACAACAGCAACCAGCCGGACCACAGAUCUUACCAAACUCCUAACAACCACAAACCCAGUCCCAAGCACAUCAUGUUUAGAGACAACAAACAAGCGUCCGCUAUGCGGCCCAAAACAAAAAAGGCUGAUAAGCACAAACAACAGGGAACCAGUAGUACGGCGAAACCAUGGCAACCCAAAAGAGCAGUGCCCACCUCGAGAGGCCCACUCCCUCCAGUGAAGCCAGUGAAACUAGUUUUCAACGAGGCAGAUGACUUUCCCAGAGGGGGAGUCACAGGAGAGAAGAAAGAGAAGAAAAAUAAGAGGAAGAAAAAGAAUAGGCAAGGCCUUCUAGGACCACCAGAGGCGCACUUCAGGCCCGCAGCCCGCACCCCAGACCGUCUGUUUGGGGUCGGGCCAGGUGGGGAGAUGAAGAGGAAAAGAAGACGAGCCCGAGGGAGAGAGAGGAAGGCUGCCAACAUGGCUGCUGCAGACAUGUACCCCACUGAUGAGAAUCUGUUCAUCAUUAAACAGAGGAAACGCAAGAGAUAACACCACAUUGUGUGAGGUGUGGGACUUGUGCACAUUUUUCAGUACUGAGUGUGCGUGUGUGUGCGUGCGUGUGUGUGUGUGUGUGUGUGUUGGUGGAGUGGCUGUAGGAAGGACAGCUCCACCUUGUGGUCACUGGGAGAGCUACAGUCAAAUCCCUCUCAAGCUACAACAUUGGCAUCUUUGUUGGUAUCUCUCACAUCUGCACAGGUUACUGUCAAGAUGUGUGGAGUUGGACUACAUGGUACAUGAACCAGGCUGAGAGAAUCCAUAGAGUCAGUUAAAAAAAAAAAAAAUCAAUGGCAUUUAGUCAUUCCAGCAGUUUAACAUUAUCGAUUGAAUGACAGAAUGUCUCUCAUUACUAUCCAGUCUUUCAUUUUGGGUAAAAGAGAUGGCAAAAAAUGUGCUUGUGCCAUCCUGCGGUGUUUACAGUAAAUUAUUUAGAAAGUGCUGACAAAGUAAAGCUACUAUGGUCAUAUUUUACGAUUAUUCUGUAAUUAACCCAUCAGUAUCAGUCCCUGUUUUGGUUAUUUCUCAAGCAUACUGACUGGCUGCAUUGGAUUUCUGUGGUCUUAACACAUUGUUGUAAGGUUUGAGUUCAGAAACUGAUUUCAGUUUAAAGUGGCUACUCUUGCUUUUUCAGAUGUUUUGUGAAUUCUAAAAAAAACUCUGGGAGUAAUUGAAAAAAAAAAAACAUUUUUAAUGAAUGUGAAUGUGUUUCACUUUUCUAUAACACUCACUAAUGUGCAAAUGAAGUAUAUAUACAU
This is a messenger RNA of Myripristis murdjan (pinecone soldierfish), 2867 nucleotides long. RefSeq names its product zinc finger, CCHC domain containing 7 (gene zcchc7). The transcript has 10 exons. Gene Ontology annotation, cellular component: TRAMP complex. NCBI's taxonomy places the organism in Eukaryota, Metazoa, Chordata, Actinopteri, Holocentriformes, Holocentridae. The record is from RefSeq and is a predicted model, not a curated record. Gene Ontology annotation, molecular function: RNA binding; zinc ion binding. Bases 88 to 2103 code for a protein of 671 amino acids. Gene Ontology annotation, biological process: nuclear polyadenylation-dependent snoRNA catabolic process; nuclear polyadenylation-dependent rRNA catabolic process; nuclear polyadenylation-dependent CUT catabolic process.